Cherax quadricarinatus is the source of this 1934-nucleotide messenger RNA. NCBI's taxonomy places the organism in Eukaryota, Metazoa, Arthropoda, Malacostraca, Decapoda, Parastacidae. The record is from RefSeq and is a predicted model, not a curated record.
CUAUAAAAUUCAAGGAUAUUCUUCCGAAACUGAUGAAGCUUUGCAAGAUCUUAAUUAUAAUUGACGGCCUUGAUGAAGACAAUGAAAGUUCUAGAAGACUUGUCCAGAGUCUAUUGCAAGAAUUUAAGUACUGUUCUAAUAUUGCUUUUCUGUGCACUUCACGACCAGAAAAAGUUGAGAACUUUAGGAGAACAAUCCCUGCAGAGUACACUGUGCAACAUGCAACACUACAUGGUAUAUCUAGGACAAAUGUGGAACAAUUUGUGCGUCUGAACCACCAGGAGAUAACCAAACAAACAGGGAAUAACAGAAAUACUGAUGAACUGGUAAGGAGAGUGAUGAAGUCAGAAGGACUUCAAGAACACUUAAGACUACCAAUGAACUUGAUUCUUAUGAUAUACAUCUGGGACGACGACCCUGACCAGCUAAACUUAACAUCUGUCACUCACACGCAGCUAUAUUAUAAUAUUCAUCAACUGUGUAAACACAAGUUAAAACACAGACUGACCAACCAUCAAGAUACAAAGGAUAUAGAUGACAGGAAAUUAAAGGUUAACAUUGACAAUGUUUUGAUAACAAUAUACAAGACAGCGCUAGAAAGUCUUUCACGUGAUCAGAUAAACCUUGAGGAAGAAACUGUAGAUAAACUGAUAUCUACCUGUGAUAAUUGGAGUUUACCUUAUAAAGAAGUGUUGUCAGCGUUCCUUUGUUUAAGACCAACAUGGACGAUGCUGGGGAUCCAGGAGCAGUACUCAGCUCCUCACAAGGGUAUACAAGACUACUUCGCUGCUCUCUAUAUUGUCAACAAGCUUAAGCAACAGUAUUCUACACCUACACCUGCCUCAGCUACACCUGCCUCAGCUACACCUGCCUCAGCUACACCUGCCUCAGCUACACCUGCCUCAGCUACACCUGCCUCAGCUACACCUGCCUCAGCUACACCUGCCUCAGCUACACCUGUCUCAGCUACACCUGCCUCAACUACAUCAGCCUCAGCUACACCUGACACACCAGUCAGUAUUAAGAGAGUGUUAGAAGUCAGCAUCAGGUCAGGUGAGGUAGACAUAAACAAGUACCAGAAUGUUGUGAUACAUGUGGCUGGGCUGCUGCACCUGGUACUAGACCAGGUACCUGAGACAGCUGCACGGGAAGUGGUUCAUCUCCUACAAGAGUCUGGUAUGAGAGACAACGACCAGUGGCUCCACCUCCUUGACAACACUAACAUGUCUCCAGUAAUUGUCAAAGAAAUAUCGCACUUAUUUAACACUAAAGAAACAAUUGAGGUACGUGAUGGACGUGUGAGAAGCUACGCUGCUCUCCUGCCUCACCUCAGCUCCUGCGAGGUGGUGAUUGAUAUUAAUGAUGACCCAGGUGACCUGCCUGACCUGCCUGACCUGCCUGACCUGCCUGACCUGCUGGCUGCCCUCACCCACCACCACUGUACAAGACUGGAACUGUCCCACCACUACUAUCAUGCUGACACAACCACCACUGAUGACAACCUCCUCGAACUUCUACCACACCGGAGUCACCUGGAGGUGUUCUGGGGUUGUCUUACUGGUGGAGGAGUCAGACUACUGCAGGAGUGUCACAACCUGAGGUCACCUCCGCCUGGCUGUGGUGAGUGACCACCAUGCUGGUUGUCUCCUGCCACAACUACACCACACUGUUACCUCCACACUACAUCAACUUGAGUGGCUCAGUAAGUGUUACACUCUGUACUGUACUCACCUAGUUGCACUCACCUAGUUGAGGUUGCAGGGGUCGAUUCCAAGCUCCUGGCCCCGCCUCUUCACUGGUCGCUACUAGGUCACUCUCCCUGAACUGUGAGCUUUAUCAUACCUCUGCUUAAAGCUAUGUAUGGAUCCUGCCUCCACUACAUCGCUUCCCAAACUAUUCCACUUCCUGACUACUCUGUGGCUGAAGAAAUACUU